Gekko japonicus is the source of this 2643-nucleotide messenger RNA. RefSeq names its product tubulin tyrosine ligase like 6 (gene TTLL6). The transcript has 17 exons. Gene Ontology annotation, cellular component: cilium. NCBI's taxonomy places the organism in Eukaryota, Metazoa, Chordata, Lepidosauria, Squamata, Gekkonidae. The record is from RefSeq and is a predicted model, not a curated record. Gene Ontology annotation, molecular function: tubulin binding; tubulin-glutamic acid ligase activity. Gene Ontology annotation, biological process: protein polyglutamylation; microtubule cytoskeleton organization.
AUGACUUUUUCGACAACUGUGAAUACAACAAACAAACCUUUCCUUGGAUACAAGAUUCUGUUAAUCUGGGAAGAAUCUAAAACCUAUGCUAAGAAAUGGAAGAAGAGGACCAGGAUGAAGGUAUCAGAUGAACUUCGACCCUACAGCUCAUUUCACAGAGAGAGGCAAGCUCUUGAAGAGCUGGGUGAGAAGGAUGUGUCUGAGCUAGAACUUUUCCCAGGUGGGCUGGAAAGAGAGGAGAGUGCACUGGACACCACUGACCAAGAAACCAUCAUGCUUGAAGAAGAGGGCAGGAAAAGUUCAUGUCUCAGCACGGCUGGGAAGAAGAAGAAGAAGAAAAGGAGAUGACCAGUGAUAAAUCUGACCAACUGCAAAUAUGAGAGUGUGCGGCGAGCUGCUAAGAUGUGUGGCCUUCGGGAAGCCACCGAGGUGGAUGACUGGACCUUGUAUUGGACAGACUAUUCAGUCUCACUGGACCGGGUGCUGGAAAUGAAAAGUUACCAGAAAAUAAAUCAUUUCCCCGGGAUGUCUGAGAUCUGUAGGAAAGAUCUUCUGGCCAGGAACAUGAAUAGGAUGCUAAAACUUUUCCCCAAGGAGUUUAACUUCUUCCCCAGGACAUGGUGUCUUACUGCUGAUUAUGGAGAAUUACAAGCUUACAGCAGGUCAAAAAAACAUAAGACCUUCAUCUGUAAGCCAGACUCUGGCUGUCAAGGCAGAGGCAUCUACAUCACGAGAUCUGUGAAAGAUAUCAGACCAGGAGAAGAUAUGAUCUGCCAGCUCUAUAUCUCAAGGCCUUUCAUUAUCGAUGGGUUCAAGUUUGAUCUUCGGAUUUACGUGCUGGUGACAUCGUGUGACCCGCUGAGGAUAUUUAUCUAUGAGGAAGGCUUGGCACGCUUUGCAACAUCUGCUUACUCGGACCCGUCAGUCAGCAACUUGGACGACGUCUGCAUGCACCUGACUAAUUAUUCAAUUAACAAGCACAGCGCUAAUUUUGUACGAGAUGACGAUUCUGGUAGCAAGAGGAAGCUCUCUACCUUUAAUAAGCACAUGGAAGAAAAUGGCUAUGAAACGGAACCCAUAUGGAAGGACAUUGAAGAGGUGGUGGUGAAAACCCUGCUAUCAGCCUAUCCGAUCAUCAAGCACAACUAUCUCACCUGUUUCCCCAACCACACCGUGGGAAGUGCUUGCUUUGAGAUCUUGGGGUUUGAUAUUUUACUGGAUCGCAAACUCAAACCGUGGUUGCUUGAGGUGAAUCAUUCUCCGAGCUUCAGUACUGAUUCAUGGCUCGACAAAGAAGUAAAAGACCAACUCCUGCAUGACACUCUGGUUCUGAUAAACUUGGGAGCCUGCGAUAAGCGGAAAGUGUUGGAAGAAGAGAGGCGGCGAGGGAAAGAAAGGCUCCUCAAGCAGUGCCGUAAUCGAGAAUCGAGGGCCGAGGAAUACAAGAACUACCAAGCAGCUUGGCUCAAGCAAGCUGAGAAAUACGAGGAAAAACACAUUGGAGGCUACCGCCGAAUUUACCCCGCUUCCGAUUCGGACAAGUACAAUAAGUUUUUCCAGCACCACAAUUCGCUCUUCCAAGAAACGGCGGCUUCCAGAGCGCGUGAAGAGUAUGCCAGGCAGCAGCUCCAAGAGUUACGCCUCAAGCAGGAACAAAAAACAGCUCUCUCAAGAGAAAAGAAGGUGGAACUCCAGGGCGAGUCUGGUGGUGAAAAGAUCAAGGUUUACAGGCAAAAGAUGGUCUCCAGAAGAACAGUGGUGCGAACCUGUGCCCAGGUUUGUUCAGAGUCUGAGCCUGGGACUGCUGACCUGCUUCAGAAUAUCUCAUACGAGCAGGACCCCAAGAAGGAAGCAGCCUGUGUUGAUCCAAAUCUCUUCCAUCCAGAGAGCCCCGGGUCGAAUAGCUGUCCAGAAGGGUCAGAGAAACAUCCCGUGAGGCCUUAUAGCUCCGUGCCUGACCUUGCCAGGGAGAAUUCAUCCAGUCCUGCAGAGCAAUGUCACUCCAACCCUGAACUGGGGGACACCAUUGGCAGUCAUCCCUCUGCAACAGAUGGGAGCAUUAUAUCAGUAGUAAGUAACAAAUUUCCAAAAAUGUUUGCAAAAGAAAGCCCCAGUCCUCCCAAGCAGCUGCCGGAGAUGCUGCAGCCUCGUGCCACGAGUGCAAUGGCUGCUGGACGGCCUUUCUGCAGCACCUUGAUGAUUAAAAAUGUUCAGCCUUUUGGAAGCCAGCGCGGCCAGCAGCGUGCUAGAAAAACCACAGCCUCUGCACAGUCGGCCGUCCAGAGGCUGAGAAUGAAUUUCCCAGAGAACAACAGUGAAAAAAGAACGCUCUUGGUCUCAGAAUUCUUUAGCAAGAUCAACUUCACACCGGUGGAGAAACCUCUCAGUCUUUCAGUGCAACACCAGCUUCGUCACCUUCCCAACAGAGCACAAAGCGCCCUCCUCCCAAGAGACAUGCCUCUGAGCAGCAGGAAUGCGUCAUUUUACAGGAGGCAGGGAAAGUACUACAAUGCCCACAUAAACACGCAAAAGCCAACCUUCCAGCAGCGCAGCUUGCAAGACCUUCUGGUGAUCUCGCCGGUGAAGCAGCAGUCCGAGGAAGCAAAGAAUCCCAUGUGGGGAGUCAUCCCAGGGGCCAAGUAA